GUGCUGAAACCUGGCAACCCGUCUAGCAGCCACUACCAGCAGAGUCAACGAAGAGUUGACAGGAACAACAUCUCUCCUCUGUGCACACAAAAUUUAUGGUUUGCCUCACUAACAAGAAAAUCUCCUGGUUAUUGUGCUAGCGAGUGACAGUUUAUUCACAAGAUCUGGUCUACAACAGCGAGAUGUACCAUAUGUUAUGCUGGCCUGUUGGACUUGAACAGAUUGAAGACGACUAAAGAGGCUGCCGUGUCAGUCAGAGCUUGAACCUACGGUAGGGGAAGAGAUGGGGAACACAGCGACCAAGUUCCGUAAGGCUGUCAUCAAUGGGGAUGAGGUGCUGGCCUGCCAACUGUAUGAGAGCAACCCGCAGUUCAAGGAGGCUCUGGAUCCCAACUCUACAUAUGGAGAGUCCUACCAGCACAACACUCCACUGCACUAUGCUGCCCGGCACGCCAUGACACACCUACUCAGGUAUUUUCUCCUAAGCAAAGAUGGGAAUCCUAACAAGCGUAAUGUGCACAAUGAGACAUCUCUGCACCUUCUCUGCAUGGGGCCCCGCAUCCUGACCUUAGAGGGGGCACUGCAACCCCGGAUCUCACGGCCAUAUGAAGACAAACAGCGUAGGGCUGAAUGUCUACAAAUCAUUCUGGCAUGGACCGGAGCAAAGCUGGACCAUGGAGAGUAUGAGAUCGCUGAUAUCAAUGCCACUGACAACAAGAAAAACACCUGCCUGCACUAUGCUGCUGCCUCAGGCAUGAAGAAUUGUGUUGAGUUCCUGGUGCAGAGAGAAGCGGACCUGUUUGCGGAGAACGAGGACCGCGAGACUCCAUGUGACUGUGCAGAGAAGCAGCACCACAAGGAGUUGGCCCUGUGCCUGGAGUCGCAGAUGGUCUUCUCUCUUGCCCCCGAGGCAGAGACUAUAGAGGCAGAGUACGCAGCCCUUGACCGAAGAGAGCUGUAUGAGGGCCUGCGGCUUCAGGACCUACGGAGGCUGAAGGACAUGCUGAUAGUGGAAACAGCCGACAUGCUGCAGGCCCCUCUCUUCACUGCAGAGGCAUUGCUGCGUGCCCAUGAUUGGGACAGAGAGAAGCUCUUAGAGGCCUGGAUGAGCAAUGCGGAGGAAUGCUGCCAACGUUCAGGGGUACAGAUGCCCAACCCACCUCCAAGUGGCUACAAUGCCUGGGACACCUUGCCCUCGCCUCGUACGCCACGCACCACCCACUCCUCCAUCACCUCCCCAGACCAAGUCAGCCUCAUGCCUGCCGAUGUGGAGUCUUCUCUGUGUGGUAUCUGCAUGUCUUCCAUUUCCGUCUUCGAGGAACCUGUUGACAUGUCCUGUGGCCACGAAUUUUGCAGAGCAUGCUGGGAAGGGUUUCUAAAUUUGAAGAUCCAAGAGGGUGAAGCCCAUAACAUCUUCUGUCCAGCAUUUGACUGCUACCAGCUAGUGCCUGUGGAAGUCAUUGAGAGUGUGGUGUCUAGAGAGAUGGACAAGCGCUACCUCCAGUUUGACAUCAAGGCAUUUGUGGAGAACAAUCCAGCAAUCCACUGGUGUCCCGUGGCAGGUUGCGAAAGGGCAGUAAGACUAAAAACCCAGGGUCCUGGGACCUCCACCUCAGACUCUCUUAGCUUCCCCCUCCUUCGGGCCCCAGCUGUAGAUUGUGGCAAAGGCCACCUCUUCUGCUGGGAGUGUCGAGGCGAGGCCCAUGAGCCCUGUGACUGUGAGACCUGGAAGUUGUGGCAACAGAAAGUCUCUGAGAUGAGACCUGAGGAAUUGGCUGGUGUGAGUGAAGCUUACGAGGAUGCAGCCAACUGCUUGUGGUUGCUCUCUAACUCCAAACCCUGCGCCAAUUGCAAGUCCCCAAUACAGAAAAACGAGGGCUGCAACCACAUGCAGUGUGCUAAGUGUAAGUACGACUUCUGCUGGAUCUGCCUGGAGGAGUGGAAAAAGCACAGCUCAUCGACAGGAGGCUACUAUCGUUGCACCCGCUACGAGGUCAUCCAGCAGGUGGAGGAGCAGUCAAAGGAGAUGACUGAAGAGGCGGAGAAGAAGCACAAGAGCUUUCAGGAACUCGACCGUUUUAUGCACUACUACACUCGCUUCAAGAACCACGAGCACAGCUAUCAGCUGGAGCAGCGCCUGUUAAAAACAGCCAAAGAGAAGAUGGAGCAGCUCAGUCGAGCCCUGAGUGGAAGGGAAGGAGGCCCACCUGACACUACAUUCAUUGAAGAUGCAGUCCUAGAACUUCUGAAGACUCGCCGCAUCCUGAAGUGCUCUUAUCCUUAUGGGUUCUUUCUGGAGCCCAAAAGCACAAAGAAAGAGAUCUACGAGCUUAUGCAGACGGACUUGGAGAUGGUGACUGAGGACCUGGCACAAAAGGUUAACCGGCCUUAUUUACGGACGCCGCGCCACAAGAUAAUCCGUGCAGCAUGUCUGGUGCAGCAGAAGAGGCAGGAGUUCCUGGCCUCAGUAGCCAGGGGAGUGGCCCCCAAUGACUCUCCUGAGGCCCCCAGGCGCAGUUUUGCUGGUGGAACGUGGGACUGGGAAUAUUUAGGCUUUGCAUCACCUGAGGAGUACGCAGAGUUCCAGUACAGACGGAGACAUAGGCAGCGGAGGCGAGGCGACAUGUCCAGUCUCCGUAGCAACACACCCGACCCUGAUGACUCAAGCGACAGCAUUUUAGACGGACAUGAUGUCGGAGGUGGACAUAGACAUCAUCUGAUGGGUCUAGGUUCUUUGGAUGACGAAGACCCUAACAUUCUACUGGCCAUUCAGCUGUCACUCCAGGACUCGGCGAUGGCAGGGUUUGGCUCCAACCACGACACCCUUGCCAACGAAGCUUCACUCUGCGCUAUCGGCACCUCCCUGCCUUCUAGGCUUGAACAGAGUGUUCCAGGUGUAGAGGUCCUUCCCAGGGCUUCUCUCAGCAGCUCAGAACUGCUGGAGCUGGGAGAUAACUUGGCUAGACUUGGCAACAUCAGCAGCCAGUACUCUACUGCUUCUGUACAGCACUCGGACAGUCACCACCGGGCCUACGGCGCUUCUGUGCCGAUACCAGUGGCUCCAGGUGGCAGCAACUCAUCGACGGGCCUCUUCUCAUCUUCCAGUGACACGUUAGAUUCGACCACAUGCGGCAGCCACGACCCGUCCUCGUCCUCUGCAUUAGUAGCAAACGCUAACCUGCUGGGCAACAUCAUGGCAUGGUUCCACGACAUGAAUCCUCAAGGUAUCACCCUUGUUCCCUCAACCUCCUCUGACACUGACUCAAACCUUGGCACACUCCAUGAUGACGAGAAAGGUGGGGCCGUCCUGCCUGAAAACAGGAAACCUCAGGAAGAGAUGUCAGAUGUGGGUUUCUGCUCUCAGAAACAGAGCGACAUGGAGGAGAAGGAGCGUGCCGCUGCUCAGAGGCCGACCCAGUUAGAUCUAGUGGGGAUGGACACCAUGCCGCUACCUUACAUGGCCACCCUUGAAGCAAGUGGAGACAGUGGCGAACGCCGAGGCUCGAAAGUCUGCCAUGUCGACACUCCGCAAUGUGACUCUGUAUCCGACCAGCUGGCCAGCACCAGCUCCUCUGAGUGGGAGGACCAAGUGCACUUGGUAUGAACUGAUUGGCUGAGAUAGGAAGGAGCUUUUUUUUGGAAAGGCCAAAAACCACUACAGAUUGCAAAGUAAAUAGAUUUGAGGAAAAGUGUGUAGUAGUUAUUCAGGUGCAACGUAUACAGAAUAAGGAAUGUGUCAGUUUGUACUGGGUUGGAAAGUGGGGGAAUAUGUAUUUAGACUCUUAGGUUGGUCUAGCAUUGCAUUCAGAUCGGUUUCCUGUGUUAACUGUAUUGUCAGCCCCUCAACAACCAGUCCUCCUGUAAAGAAAGCACUAACUGAAGGAGAGAUUACAUUUGAUAACAAUUUUUCAAGGAUAUAUUUUCUAAAAUUGAUUAUGUGCUGAUAGAAAUAUGAAGUCCAUUUAAGACAAGAGAUAUAGAGACUUUGGCAUAGUACUGGAAUUAUUUCUUUCCACUGGAGUAAAAGCCUACUGUAUGUGUCUGAAUCAGGUCUGAGGGAGGUUUUUCAACUGUGCAUAUGAGCAGAUUAAUACUUUGUUCCAAUAUUUAAUCUGUGGGAUACAGGCUGGGAGAUAGUUGUCACUCCUGUCCAAAGCUGUGUACGUUAUAAGUGCCAAACACUGACUAGCAAAAGCACAGUUUGCAGUCACCAAGUGGAUUCUUCGAUGCAAAUUGUGCCUGCUUAUUACAAUCUCAACGUCUCAGCUAAACUAAAAUGUGAACGUCUCGAGCCAUAUUUUUGAUUGCGGCUGUGUGAUAUUUUAAAAUCCCACAAUCUUAAAGCUGUAGUGUGCUGUGUAAAUCUGUAGUUUUAAGUCCAUAAUGGUUGUGUACUUUAAUAUGUCAAACAUUGACACAACAAUUUAGAUUCAUUAUCCAAAAGUUGGUUUCCUCGAAAACCUUUCUAAUUUAAUGCACCAAUUGUUAUUCAUCUCAAAGCCUCAAUCCUAACACACUUUCAAUGAUCUUCAAAAACAAGAAACGCUGACGGGCCCAGAGGGGCUGCUCAGUGUCAUUCAGUUCAGUUUAUUCUAAAUUCCAUUGUAGCUUGCUUAAAUUAAUGUUUGAGUACUGGAGCUGGAUGUGGAGCGUGACAGACUAAGUAGACAGUGAGUAGUCUUGUUUAUGUACUGCAGGAAAGGCCAGUGAGAGAGAUAAUAAGGCAAUCUCAUUCAGACUUUGGUGAAUUAGUUAAUCAUGCCCUAGUCACUGUAAUUAAUCUCUGGGUCCUAUUUAAGUGUAAUAAGCAAAGCCUUUGUAGAGCUCCACAGAUGUCCCGGGCUGCAGGGUAAUGCAUGGAGAAUUCAUGAAUGUGUAUUGCAUUUCAAACACGUCUUUGAAACAGUUCUCUACGCAGUUAGAGAUACAGUGCCUUUAUGUCAAUCACCGUUCUUUCAUUCCUUUUCACACAUUUUUCUGAGUGCUAAUUACACAAUAUAUACAGUGUAAACAAAACAAACACCUGUUACCUUAAAGUUAUUUCUCUCACAUAAAGUUUGUAGUGUGCAAACAUGAGGUCUUGAUAUUUUUCUCAUCUUAAUAUUUGUAGCAUGAGGAUUUUUUUUGUUCUAGUAGUAUUAUGUAAACGGAUAACAAAUUUUAUAUGAUUUGGUAUAAUGGGUAAAUGUCAUACUUUCAAAUCUUCCCAAAUGUUUAAACAAAGUUUUUUUUCUCUUUUUUUUUUUUUGUGCAGCAGAGCUUCUUGCCCUACAUUUUGAAAAAGAUUUUUUUCUGUGAUUUAGAAACUAAAAUCACUGUAUUGACUUGGAAUGAGCUGACUUACUGUAUGUGUAUCAUGUAUCUUACCUGAAGACACUAAAAAUGGAGGAAAGUUGCAAUAUAAAGUAGGUAUUUAUUUGAAAUCAAUUGAAUUCAUUGACAAAAAUGGAUUGUGAAUAACCAAUAUGACACAUUGAUCAGCAGUGUUUUACCUUUAAGACUUAAUUGUGUUUUUGUACAGACUAAUGUCUGACUGAAGAAAAUUACCUUUUCCCCCCUGUAUAGAGCUACAUUAAAUCUAAACAUAGUAUCUUGAAGUUGUGAAACUGAGUGCCAUAUGGUUAGUGGAGCUAACUUUGUUAGAUUUGGUUAAUGGAAGUGGGUUUAAGAGAAGAGAAGAUAUCGCCCUUUUCGUGUGACAGUAUGCUGUGCAUGAAAUGGGUACAAGUCUAAAUGGAAAUUGUACUUCCUCUGUAUUUCACCUCUAAUGAUCAAGUGAUUUAUUUUAAAAUGGCAUAUAACAUUUUGUAACUCACUGAGAUUUUCUAUUGUAAAGCAACUAAUUCUUGAAAUGCUAUUUGCACUUUCAUAGUCUAUACUUGAUACAUUCCCUCUUUAUAUGAAAAAUGUUUGAUGUGUGAUGCCAAUAAACUACAUGUUGAGUUUUAA
Messenger RNA from Sander lucioperca (pikeperch), 5949 nucleotides. RefSeq names its product ankyrin repeat and IBR domain-containing protein 1. The coding region runs from base 284 to 3604 and encodes 1106 amino acids. Gene Ontology annotation, cellular component: cytoplasm; ubiquitin ligase complex. Gene Ontology annotation, molecular function: zinc ion binding; ubiquitin conjugating enzyme binding; ubiquitin protein ligase activity. Lineage: Eukaryota; Metazoa; Chordata; Actinopteri; Perciformes; Percidae. The transcript is spliced from 20 exons. Gene Ontology annotation, biological process: ubiquitin-dependent protein catabolic process; positive regulation of proteasomal ubiquitin-dependent protein catabolic process; protein polyubiquitination. The record is from RefSeq and is a predicted model, not a curated record.